GCUCCAUAAUGGCGGACACGUGUGGACAAAUACUUCUAGGGUCUGGACUAACUGUCCUUUCCCACCCCCUCAUGUACAUCAAAGUUCUAGUCCAGGUUGGACAUGAACCUCUUCCUCCUUCCCUAGGAAGAAACCUGUUUGGUAGACAAGUGUAUCAGCUACCAGGACUGUUUGCUUAUGCAAAGCAUAUAAUAAAGAUUGAUGGCAAGGUAGGCCUCUUUAAUGGCCUCGCCCCCAGGCUCUGCGCAGGGACCAUCGGCACUCUAGUACACAGCAGAGUCUUGCAGAGAUGUCAGGAUGCAGGCAAAUACGAGGUCUCUGGAAGCUAUCAGAAAGCUGAAGAGGGAUCCCUACAGCAUGUUGUCCAUGAGACCACCAAAGAGAUGAUUGCCCGUUCCUGUGCCACAAUUGUCACGCACCCCUUCCAUGUAAUCACCUUGAGAUGCAUGGUCCAAUUUAUUGGUAGAGAAACCAAAUACAGCGGAGUGUUUGAUUCCAUCAUCACUGUCUACAAGCAGGAAGGAGUUCUAGGAUUCUUUGCGGGCCUUAUUCCUCGACUGCUGGGUGAUGUGCUGUCUCUUUGGAUCUGCAACAUGCUCGCCCACCUCAUCAACACAUACGCUAUAGAUGACUCGAUGAGUCACACAGGGGAAAUAAAGAACUGUUCUCAAGCUGUGACUGGGUUUUUGGCCAGUAUGCUCACAUACCCUUUUGUUUUGGUGUCAAACCUCAUGGCUGUCAAUAACUGCGGGCUGGCUGGAGGCCUCCCUCCCUAUGCUUCAGUAUAUCCAACAUGGGUGGACUGCUGGAGGCACCUGAGCCAGGAGGGAAACAUGAGCAGAGGCAACAGCUUAUUUUUCCGGAAGAUGCCUGUGGGAAAGAUGUAUGCAAUCGACCAGAAGAGAUUUUUUUAAGUCUGGAACUACAUGCAUAAAAUCUAAUUGUAAUAAUAUACAUUGACAUUGCCUGAAUGGGGGUGGAUUCCUGGCAUCUAAUCCUUUGUAUGCACUUGUUUUUUUUUAACAACCUGCCAGUCUGCCAUCAAGUAAAGCUAAAACUGCAUUAUUUU
Messenger RNA from Esox lucius (northern pike), 1069 nucleotides. RefSeq names its product mitochondrial carrier homolog 2 (gene mtch2). Gene Ontology annotation, biological process: positive regulation of apoptotic process. The record is from RefSeq and is marked provisional. Gene Ontology annotation, cellular component: mitochondrion; membrane. Lineage: Eukaryota; Metazoa; Chordata; Actinopteri; Esociformes; Esocidae.